Molecule: messenger RNA, 2163 nt
Organism: Engraulis encrasicolus (European anchovy)
Lineage: Eukaryota; Metazoa; Chordata; Actinopteri; Clupeiformes; Engraulidae
Product: NXPE family member 3-like
Exons: 11
Coding region: 384-2084 (566 amino acids)
Source: RefSeq, a predicted model, not a curated record
UAAGAAUGAAAACAUAAUUUAAGAUAGGGGACAGCUCCUGAGAACGUCUUCGUCUUGAGUCUAGAUUUAAAGCUUUCAAAAGUGGGUGCUACCGGUGGAUUCUACCAAAUUCUACCCGUGGAUUCUACCAAAUUCUGCCAGUUCUACCAGUGGAUUCUACCAAAUUCUACCAGUGGAUUCUACCAAAUUCUGCCAGUUCUACCAGUGGAUUCUACCAAAUUCUACCAGUGGAUUCUACCAAAUUCUGCCAGUUCUACCAGUGGAUUAUACCAGUGGAUUCUACCAAAUUCUACCAGUGGAUUCUACCAAAUUCUGUCAGUUCUACCAGCGGGUUCUACCAUUCUAGCAGUUCUACCAGCGGAUUCUACCAAAUUCUACCAAAGAUGAAACCUCUAAGACUGCUCGCCAGUGGUCCGGUGCUGGUCAUGUCGUCACUGUUUCUGCUGUAUGUUGUGGUGCUAUGGACAUACUCCUCCGGAGAGGCGCAAGGCAGUGCACCAUACCAUCCCGCCCCUCGCACACAGCACCUGAACAGAACCAGAACGCAGAGUCCCGCUGGCUCAACUCAAGCGCCCCCUGCUGUCAGGGUGGAGGAAUGGCAGAAGGUCAAGGAGGUCUGCCAGUGGCCCGGACCAGAGCAGCAGGUCGCCUUCGUCAACCAAAGCACGAGUGCUGCCAAGUCGACCUUCGCUAUUCAGAACUUCAAGCAGCGCUACUCUGUGGGGGAGGAGCUCCUGGUCACCAUCUUUGCCAAGGACUUCGCUGGGCGGCCGAAACGCUACGGAGGAGAUUUUUUCCAGGCAAAGGUUCAUUCACCCACAUUGAAGGCCAGUGUGUUCGGAGAGGUUGUAGACCACCACAACGGGACAUACUCAGUCCGCUUCCUAUUGCCCUGGGCGGGUCAGGCAUCAGUAGCGGUGAUUCUGGUCCACUCCAGCGAAGUCAUACAGGCGUUGGAGCAACACUGGAGCACAGACACCGAUCAGAUCAUCUACAGGGGCUACUUCCUCAGCGAGCCUUCUUCUACCAACGGCAGACAAGUGGAGGAGACGGCGAUGUGCACCAUCAAGUGGCCCGGAGUGUUGCUGCCUGGCACAGCCCUAGGUGACAUGGCCCCAAAAAACUGCUGCUGCGAGUAUCGAGACGGCCGCACAGGUGUGACGUGGCAAUGCCACCGCCCAAAAACUCUGCCCUGCGAUGCCCUGAUAUACCAGAAAACGGUGGACUACACCGACCAUUUCACACCGUUCGAGAAGAAGCUCAUGCAAGGAACUCAGUUCCGGUGGCUCAACGUAGACAAACGCCAGAUCAAGAUCAUUUCUACAAAUGCAGUUGUUGGGAGAGGGAGGAACGUGUGUCGGGCCGGCUUGCCCACGCCAGUGCCUGCAGGGUUCUUCUAUAACGAUGUCUGGACUUCAUUUGUGUGCGCCACUGGUCAUUUUCAAGGGGCGGACUCAGCAGCGUGUCUGAGGAACAGGCACAUCCACAUCAUCGGGGACUCCACCCUCCUCCAGUGGUUUCACUACCUCAACCAGACCAUACCCACUCUGAAACGUCUGGAGCUCCACUCUCUGAUGAACGUGGGUCCUCACCUGGCGGUCGACGUGGAGAACAACAUUGAUGUCCACCACCGUGCACACGGCCUUCCCUACCAAAAUAAAAUCUUCAAAAUUAAAAUGUCAUCGCUUCAGUACAUCGAAAACCUCAUUGACGAAAUGGCCGGCGGGCCGCGGACUGUGCUCGUCUUUACCAUGUCCGCCCACUUCGCCGGAUUGCCGCUCUCGUACUUUGUCCACCGCGUGUCACUUGUGCGGCGCGCAGUCGCAUCACUGUUGAGACGAGCGCCCCAGACGAAGGUCAUCAUCAAGUCUCCCAACACGUCAACUUUUACCAUGCACCGCAGCCUCUGGUUCUACUACAUGCACUAUCGAUUCCUGCGGGAAACAUUCCGUGACAUGGGCGUGUACUUCCUGGAUGUUUGGCAUAUGACUUCCUGUCACUACCUGACGUACGACAUGCAUCCACAAGAGGUCAUCGUCAGGAACGAAGUGGACCUGCUCCUCUCCUUCAUCUGCCCGAAGUAAAAGGAAUCGGCUAGAGACAACUGAUCAGCCUGUACAGCUACUGUGUCAAUGUGGCAGUGUGUGUGUGUGUGUGUGUGUG